Messenger RNA from Didymodactylos carnosus, 687 nucleotides. Lineage: Eukaryota; Metazoa; Rotifera; Eurotatoria; Philodinida; Philodinidae. The record is from the annotation of a GenBank genome assembly.
AUGAUUACGUUCAGUACAAGUAUUCUUCUAAUUUUCGCGUUCUCCCAUCAAUCGAUUGGAUGGGAAGUGGUACUGGACGAACCUUCUCAAAAUAGAUUUCACUGGUCAUAUGCCAAGCCUAAUGAUUGGUCAAAUGGUUUUCCCCAGUGUAGUGGUACACAGCAGUCACCAAUCGAUCUCAACGUGGUCUAUAACAAUUGUUUAACAACUUACAAGACACACGAUGAUCCGAUUAUAUUUUCGCCUGGGUAUCAGAAAUGGCUUUCGUUUGUCUUGACUAAUGAUGGGCAUAGUGUGGUUGGAACACCUGCCAAUGCAAGUGACGGCCCAGACCUCUAUAUUCAUGGCAACGGUCUAAAUGAUGUUUACCAUUUUAACAAUUUUCAUGUGCAUUGGCCUGCGGAACAUUUCUCUCAGGAGAACAUGGUCGAAGUACAUUUUGUCCAUCAGAAUGAGAAAACAAAGAAAAUUGUUGUGUUAGCCUAUUACCUGAAAAUUUCACGUAAUCCAAAUCCAUUUUGGGCGUUAUAUGUUGUAAAAGCGGUGAAAUUAAAAGCGGCAGGUCAAAAAAUCACAUAUGCGACGGUAUUAGCUCGAAUGAUGAACGGUAAUCAAACGAAAUAUUUUCAAUAUCCCGUUAAUGCGAGAAAAAUUGAACGAAGUUUCUUGCCAGGUUGGGAACCAUAA